This is a messenger RNA of Orussus abietinus, 3750 nucleotides long. RefSeq names its product AP-1 complex subunit beta-1 (gene AP-1-2beta). The record is from RefSeq and is a predicted model, not a curated record. Gene Ontology annotation, cellular component: membrane coat; clathrin adaptor complex. The transcript has 10 exons. Gene Ontology annotation, molecular function: clathrin binding. The coding region runs from base 340 to 3108 and encodes 922 amino acids. Gene Ontology annotation, biological process: vesicle-mediated transport; intracellular protein transport. Lineage: Eukaryota; Metazoa; Arthropoda; Insecta; Hymenoptera; Orussidae.
UUAAAAGUCGUUCUGUUUGUCAGUUCUGAUCAAUUCUAAAGCUAGUGUCAAGUAUUUUGUUGCUCACAAAUCAGUAAUGUGGUAUAAAAUAAUCUUUUGCUUUUAAUCUAUUACUGUUUCAAGUAGUAAACUAGAUGCAUUAUCUUAAAAGUAUAGCAUUUAAAUUGUGCGAAAUUUGAAGUAGCACUCUUGACCAUUGAUCCAGAAGGGACUUACUAUAGUAUCACAUUAUUGCAUUUUACGGUAAGGCGGAUCCGAUAAGCAGAGUAGAACUUGUUUAUAUACGGUAUUUUUUGUUCAUUGAUCUCUUUUUGUAUUACGAAGUCCAUAAAGAUUAAGAUGACCGACUCCAAGUAUUUUACAACCACAAAGAAAGGGGAGAUAUUUGAAUUAAAAUCAGAAUUGAAUAAUGACAAGAAGGAGAAGAAGAAGGAAGCUGUCAAAAAGGUGAUUGCUUCAAUGACUGUGGGCAAAGAUGUAUCUGCCUUGUUUCCUGAUGUGGUCAACUGUAUGCAGACAGAUAAUCUGGAGCUCAAGAAAUUGGUGUACUUAUACUUGAUGAAUUAUGCCAAAAGUCAGCCAGAGAUGGCUAUUAUGGCAGUCAACACAUUUGUCAAGGAUUGUGAAGAUCCCAAUCCCCUGAUCAGAGCGCUGGCUGUUCGUACAAUGGGUUGUAUCAGAGUUGACAAAAUCACCGAGUAUCUAUGCGAGCCAUUGCGAAAAUGCUUGAAGGAUGAAGAUCCCUACGUCAGGAAAACGGCGGCAGUCUGCGUUGCUAAACUGUACGACAUCAAUGCUGUUUUAGUAGAAGAUCAAGGCUUUUUAGAUCAGUUAAAAGAUCUCCUGUCGGACAGUAAUCCAAUGGUCGUUGCUAAUGCAGUAGCAGCGUUAUCCGAAAUCAACGAAGCAAGCGCCAGUGGUCAGCCAUUAGUUGAAAUGAAUGCUCAAACCAUUAAUAAGUUACUAACAGCCCUGAACGAAUGUACCGAAUGGGGUCAAGUGUUCAUUUUGGAUUCCUUGGCAAAUUAUUCCCCCAAAGAUGAUCGCGAGGCUCAGAGCAUAUGCGAAAGAAUUACUCCAAGACUGGCUCAUGCUAAUGCAGCAGUGGUUCUUUCAGCUGUUAAGGUUCUGAUGAAACUUAUGGAAAUGCUACAAUCCGAAUCAGAUUUCGUUGGAACUUUAACGAAGAAACUUGCACCUCCAUUGGUGACAUUGUUAAGCUCCGAACCAGAAGUACAAUAUGUUGCACUUAGAAAUAUCAAUUUAAUUGUACAGAAACGGCCAGAUAUUUUGAAACACGAGAUGAAAGUCUUUUUCGUUAAAUAUAAUGAUCCUAUAUAUGUUAAACUCGAGAAGCUGGAUAUUAUGAUCAGACUGGCUUCGCAAGCAAAUAUCGCACAAGUUCUUUCAGAGUUAAAAGAAUAUGCUACAGAAGUGGACGUUGAUUUUGUACGAAAGGCCGUUCGAGCUAUUGGCCGUUGUGCAAUUAAAGUUGAACCUUCUGCAGAAAUGUGUGUUUCAACAUUACUCGAUUUAAUUCAAACGAAGGUAAAUUAUGUAGUUCAAGAAGCGAUUGUUGUAAUCAAAGACAUUUUCCGUAAAUACCCUAACAAAUAUGAGAGUAUAAUUUCGACUCUCUGUGAAAAUUUGGAUACGUUGGAUGAGCCCGAAGCGAGAGCGUCUAUGAUUUGGAUAAUUGGAGAAUACGCAGAACGUAUUGAUAACGCAGAUGAACUGCUAGAAAGCUUUCUGGAAGGUUUCCACGAUGAAAACACUCAAGUGCAAUUACAAUUACUUACCGCUAUUGUUAAACUGUUCUUAAAACGGCCAACCGAUACCCAGGAAUUGGUUCAGCAAGUUCUCAGCUUGGCGACUCAAGAUUCUGAUAAUCCAGACUUAAGGGAUCGAGGUUUUAUUUACUGGAGAUUACUUAGUACUGAUCCAGCUGCAGCGAAAGAAGUUGUUCUUGCAGAGAAACCCCUUAUCUCGGAAGAAACGGAUCUUCUAGAACCAACUCUACUGGACGAACUCAUUUGCCAUAUUUCCAGCCUGGCGUCGGUAUAUCAUAAGCCUCCUACAGCAUUUGUAGAAGGUAGAGCAGCAGGAGCUAGGAAAUCAUUACCUGCUAGAACCAAUUCGAAUGAAGACGCCAUUCAAAGAGUCACUCAACCUCCGGCUCAAGUUAUUCCUGCUCAAGAUUCGUUGAUAGGCGAUCUUCUCAGUAUGGAUAUCGGUGGCCCAGUAAUGCCAGCAGCACCCAGCGCUCAGCAAAGAUUAGGGGUAGAUUUAUUAGGAGGUGGACUGGAAGGAAUCUUGGCCAGCACCGAUACCAAUGCCGAAUCAUCCGCAAUUUCUCAAAGCACGACUGGUCUUCUUGGAGACAUAUUUGGAUUUAAUCAAGGUCCUUCGUCAUACAUACCACCAAAAGUAAAUUGGUUACCCGCUGAAAAGGGUAAAGGGUUCGAUAUUUGGGGAACCUUCUCAAGGAAAAAUGGGCAAAUCAGUAUGGACAUGACGUUCACGAAUAAAGCUAUGCAAGCUAUGGGUGGAUUCGCAAUACAGCUUAACAAAAAUAGUUUCGGACUGACGCCAGCCGCAUCGCUUCAGGUUGCUGGACCUUUGGGUCCAGGCGCCAGUGUGGAAACAAACGUUGUUUUAUCAACGGCCGGAGCAGUUCAACGAAUGGAGCCAUUAAACAAUCUUCAAGUAGCAAUUAAAAAUAAUAUCGAUGUAUUUUAUUUCGCAUGUCUAGUGCCUAUGAAUGUGUACUUCACUGAAGAUGGACAGCUCGAUAAAAGAGUCUUCUUAUCUACUUGGAAAGAUAUACCAGCUCAAAACGAGGUGCAAUACACGUUGAAUGGUGUGAUGCUCACCGUUGAUCAAGUGGUACAAAAAAUGCAGCAAAACAAUGUCUUUACAAUUGCUAAGAGAAAUGUUGAAGGGCAAGACAUGCUUUAUCAAUCAUUAAAAUUAACAAAUAAUGUUUGGGUACUCAAUGAACUGAAAAUUCAGCCUGGAAAUCCGGAUGUCACGCUCUCACUGAAGUCACGUUCCGUGGAAGUAGCACCUGGUGUUUUUCAAGCAUACAAUGCAAUUCUACACUCCUAAACUUCCAGAACUUUCACAAUUCUGUACUUAGAAAUUUUCUGAAUUUUUAAUCAAGCAUUGAGACAUUCAGAUUUAUCUAAUAUUCAGUGAGAAUGUUGAGUUGGAUUAAAAAUUGCUGUAAAAAUUAACUUAAAUAACACAAUAUCCCUAAAUAGAAAAUGAAUCUCAAAACAUAAGAAUAAACAUUGGAAAAAGUACUUGAAAGAAAAAUUAAGCAAUAGUCAAUAAAUAAAAGUGUUUGAAACUUGUUUAAUAUAUCACGAUUUUUAGAGUUCGAAUUUGCUGAAGUAAAUAGUAAUGAAAGAUUUGCUUUUAUGAGUAUUCACAUAUUUAAAGUUACGACUAUUGCUUACAAAUUCUAAUUAUAUAUCUUCAACUGUUAAUUAUGAAUAUUAACUUGAGUUUUUGUAAUUAGAAGAAGACUUUAUUUUAAAUACUUUCUACAAUGAAUUUAUGAAACAAAAUGGAUUCAUUUAUCACAGAACCCCAAAUAUACUUGUUACGUAAAAGAAUACAACAUGCAUAUAUAAUCACCCGCUGUUUCUAAAGUGAACAUUUUGAAUUACAUACAUGUGUAUUUAUAAAUGUACUAGUGUAAUGUGAAGCCAACCGAUACAGAAAUAAAAUUCAUACAUAUAGAAA